GCUUGACCUUUGUUAUAAAAUGUGUACAUUGACCAGGUUGGAGGGUGUGUCAUGUUUAUAUCACACACGUGUUUUGUGACAGUUUCUUAGGUUUAUCAACAAUAACUGGAAAAACUGAAGUGACAGCAAAAUGCCGUUGACAGGACCCAUGGAUGAUCCUGAAGUAGAGGAGAAAUACCCGGGCUCAAAAGCUUAUACUGUGUGUCAGUCUGCGGCCUUUAUGUCUGGAGUGUUCGCAACAGUCACAGGUGGCCUGGUGACAUUUAUAGGACAGAGUGCUCUGAGAAAAAGACUUCCAUGGGGGAGUAAUCCAGCCAUGGUCAUCUCUAUUGUGGUAGCAGCAGGCUCUGGUUGGGUAGUUGCCUACACCAGAAGUAGGGAGUGUCAGCAGAAAUGGUACAAGAUCAGGUCAGCUCAUGAGGAGAAAGUGAGAUUGUUGCAACUGGGGAAAGAAGAAUCAGGAACACUUGCUCAAGCAAGAGAAGUAGCCUCAAAACCCCCAGAACAGCCUCCAUCAAGUCCUGCUCUACCGAAAACCAACCAAUACGGAGACCCCAUACAAUAAUGAUAGUGUUUGAGAUCCUAUUUACAAUUUACAUGUAUUACUUGAAAUUGCCUUUCACAUGUUGCAUAGUAAAAUUGUCCUAUAUAUUAUUGCUGUUUUUAUUUAUUUCAAAUGCGUAAUCACAGAGUUGUAUUACAGAGUUGUGUAUUUGUGAAAUAGUGAUGUAAAUAAAACCUAGUAGGCGAGCAACAUCAUGAUCCUGCUUUUCAACACAUUUAGAAAAUAAAAGUACAUGUAACACA
Branchiostoma belcheri (Belcher's lancelet) is the source of this 807-nucleotide messenger RNA. Its product is annotated as transmembrane protein 141-like. The record is from RefSeq and is a predicted model, not a curated record. Bases 131 to 565 code for a protein of 144 amino acids. Lineage: Eukaryota; Metazoa; Chordata; Leptocardii; Amphioxiformes; Branchiostomatidae. The transcript has 5 exons.